Molecule: messenger RNA, 6356 nt
Organism: Acipenser ruthenus (sterlet)
Lineage: Eukaryota; Metazoa; Chordata; Actinopteri; Acipenseriformes; Acipenseridae
Product: FH1/FH2 domain-containing protein 1-like
Exons: 26
Coding region: 262-4620 (1452 amino acids)
Biological process (GO): cortical actin cytoskeleton organization; actin filament network formation
Cellular component (GO): cytoplasm; cytoskeleton
Molecular function (GO): actin filament binding
Source: RefSeq, a predicted model, not a curated record
UUUCCUGAAAACGUCACCAGCUCCCUCCGGGAAUUCUCUGCUGUGUGACUAGCUCGCAGCAGCAGUAAGUAGCGCGGUGUUUCACUUCUCAGUAUAUAAGCAGAGCGACAGAGAGAAGGAGCGUCUCAGUAUGGCCGUAUGAUAUAGUUUAUAAAACUUACUUACAGAACACCGCGCUACCUGUCUGCGGAACUGUUACAUUACCGAACGUUCAGGCGGAGGAUUCUAUCGGAAUAAUCAUUUCCUUCAUUCUGGAACACCAUGGCGUCAGUAGUGUGCCGAGUCCAGUUUCUGGACGAUAUGGACCCUUUCGUUUGCACCAAUUUUCCUGAACCCAGGAGACCUCCACCUUACACUCUGUAUGAAGACAUUUCCCUAAUUGAGCAGGUGGCCGGUGUGCAUAAGUUGCUGGAAUCUCCCUUAAAAUUGGAAGAUUGUGCUCUGCAGUUAUCUCCGAGUGGAAACUAUUUGGAUUUGGAUUUGACACUUUCAGAACAGAAGGAUGACCUGGAACAGUUCUAUGAAGAUAUUGGCAAGGGGAAGAAGCCCGUGCUGAUCCUGCGGACCCAGCUGUCUGUUCGAGUCCAUGCCAUACUAGAAAAGCUGUACAACUCGCAUGGGCCAGAGCUGAGACGAUCCCUCUUCUCUCUGAAGCAGUUAUUUCAGGAUGAUAAAGACCUGGUUCCGGAGUUUGUGAUUUCGGAGGGGCUCACGUGUCUCAUUAAAGUCGGAGCCGAGGCGGAUCAGAACUACCAGAAUUACAUCCUGAGAGCUCUCAGUCAGAUCAUGCUAUUCGUGGAUGGAAUGAAUGGCGUGAUCAACCACAGUGAGACAGUCCAGUGGCUUUACACGCUCACUGGCAGCAUGCACCGUCUGGUUGUGAAGACUGCUCUGAAGCUGCUCAUUGUGUUUGUGGAGUACACGGAGUCCAAUGCUCAGCUUCUCAUUCAGGCUGUCAACACAGUCGACGCAAAGAGAGACACCAAGCCGUGGUCCUGUCUAAUUGAAAUACUGGAAGAGAAGAAUGGAGCUGAUGUGGAGCUGCUUGUAUUCACAAUGACACUAAUAAACAAGACACUGGCAGCUCUCCCAGACCAGGACUCGUUCUAUGAUCUUACUGACUGUCUGGAAACACAAGGCAUGGAGACCAUCAUCCACAGACACAUGAACAACAAAGGAACCGAUUCAGACCUGAAGCACCAGUUCACUUUAUAUGAGAAUGCCUUGAGGUUUGAGGACGGCGAGCUGGACAGGGCCCUGCCCAACGUGCGGAGGGACCGAAGGAAGUUGGCGCCGAGCACUGAAGAAGGCCGGAAGAGCAGGCGAACUUCUGGACAGAACAUGACGGAGGCGACGUUCGCCUCCACAACCCCGUCCUCCUGUGCCUCCCCCAGCCCCACCCUGGAGAGCAGCCUGCCCAGUCUGAACCGCUCCCACAGGACCCCCCUGCCCAGCGACAGGGCUUCCAGCUCCCAGGACACGGGAUCCCAGAGCUUAUCUCCCGCUCUCUCUCCAGGCUCCGGGUCUCCCGCCGCAGCCAGCAAUGGCAUUAAUUUCCCUGCGGCAGAGCUCCAGCAGAGCGAGGGGACCCCCAGCACAUCAUCUUCUCACCGCCCUGGUCCUUUCACCAGGGGGCGCUCAUUCGUCAGUCAUUAUGUGCCACCUCUGGGCAUUGGGAGAAGGUCUAGACUCUCUAGCGGUCAGUCGGUGUCCGGGGAAGCUUCUCCCACCUCUGCCAGCCCUGCCUUCCAGGACUCCUCUCCCAACGGGAGCCAGUCGGAUCUGCACUGCACUCAGCCGGCACCAGAGAAGGAGGGCACAACUUCUGAAAGAGGCAUUUUCAAACUGCACCAAACUGACUCUGCUUGGACAGAGGAGGUUUGUUCUGUAAAUACGGAUAAACCUGUCCUAAGAAAGUUUGAAAAUCGCUUUUUGCAAAGUCUAGCUGCCACCCAAAGGGAGAAGGACAGGAACAGGUUAUCGCUCAGUAAAGGGAGGCUGGAUACUUUGUCUUCUCAAGAAGUGUCGUCAUCCCCAGACAUUGUGGUCACCUCCCCGAAGGGCCGCGACUCGCCAAGUGGUUUUAAUGAAGGCGGGGAGCGUCUGAGUGCGAAGGAGCGGCAGAGGGAGGCGGCGAGCGAGAAGGAGCCGUGCUCAGCCUCCUCCUCCUCCUCCUCCUCGGCCAGCAGCACCCUGGAGCGAGAGGACAAGACAGGCGACAGGCAGGCGGCACAUAAUGACCCAGGUCAAAGCCUCCUUCGGCAGAGCAGUCUGGAGCAGCACAGCACCCUUUCCAGCGAUAAGAAGUUCAUGCUCGACAUGUUGUACUCCAGGAACAAAAUCGUGGCCCUGAAGACACCCCAGGAGGCUGAGAAGGUCAGGGAGCAGGAGGAGGUGCAGGAAGGAGAGGAGGAGAAGGAACCAGGAGAGGGUCGGAAGCCCUCCAGCAAGGCCCGUCUGGCCAGCCGCAUUUCUGAUCUGGAGCCCCCCUACGAGCGAAGCGAGGAGAGCCAGCAAAGACCGGAGAUCGAGAGCAUGGCAGGGAGCGUGAGGGCAGCCAAGGAGAGGCUGAGCGAGGAGCGACAGCAGCAGCCCAGAACCCUCAGAGCACAGUACAGCAUUGAUGCUGAAAUCAACUCCAAGAACCUGGAGAAGACCCACAUGACCCCCUUGUCGAGGGAUGGCGAGUGCAUGUGGGACCAGCUGGAGACACACUCCAGGAAGCUGAAGAUCAAGGACCUGGACUUCUCAGACCUGCUCGAGGAUGAGGACAUUGACGUCUUGGACAUUGGCGUUUACGACUCGGGGGUUACAAACAGGGGCGCGGUCCCCCCUCCUCCCCCCACUCCUCUGGGCAGCACUGGCACCCUGCCACCCCCACCACCCCCUCCCCCUCCUCCUGGCCUGACUGGCAUGUGUCCCACACCUCCGCCCCCUCCCGGCAGUAGUGACCUCUCCUGCCCCCCUCCCCCACCUCCACCCCCAGGCCUGUGCAUGUCCCCCUCCUUAAAGACUGAGGACAGCGCCUUCGCCAAGAAGAGGAAGACUGUGAAGCUCUUCUGGAAGGAGCUGAAGCAGUCGGAAAGCCCCAGGAAGUGCACGUUUGGGAGGGGCACAGUGUGGGCCUCCCUGGACAAGGUGACUGUGGACACUGCCAAGCUGGAGCACCUGUUUGAGUCUAAAGCCAAGGAACUCCCUACUGCUAAGAAAGGAGCUGAAAUUAAAAAGCAGACAAUAGUUGUACUGGAUCCCAAGAGAAGCAAUGCAAUUAACAUCGGGAUGACGGUGCUGCCCCCAGUUCACAUCAUUAAGACAGCCGUUCUCAACUUCGAUGAAUUUGCAAUUAACAAGGAAGGCAUUGAGAAAAUCCUGACCAUGGUCCCGACGGACGAGGAGAAGCAGAGGAUCCAGGAAGCUCAGCUGGCCAACCCUGACGUUCCUCUGGGCACCGCAGAGCAGUUCCUGCUGAUACUGUCCUCCAUCAGCGGCCUGACCGCCAGGCUGCAGCUCUGGGCUUUUAAACUGGACUAUGAGAGCAUGGAGAAGGAGAUUGCAGAACCGUUGUUUGAUCUGAAGCUGGGAAUGGAGCAGCUUGCAAAGAAUAAAACGUUCAAAAACAUUCUGGCAACGCUGCUUGCAAUUGGAAACUUCCUCAAUUGUUCCAAUGCCAAAGGCUUUGAGCUGAGCUACUUGGAGAAAGUGACCGAGGUUAAAGACACAGUGCACAGGCAAUCUCUGCUGUACCACACCGCUAACUUCGUAGUGGAGAACUUCACAGAAACAUCAGAUGUGUAUUCUGAGAUUGCAGCCAUCACACGCUCCGCUAAAGUGGAUUUCGAUCAGCUGUCGGAAAGCCUGGUUCAGCUGGAGAGGAAGUGCAAGACGUCCUGGGACAACCUGAAGGUGAUCGCCAAGCAUGAGAGCAAAGCCGCACUGAAGAACAAACUGACGGAGUUCCUGAAGGACUGCACCGAGCGGAUCAUCAUCCUGAAAGUGGUGCACCGCCGCAUCAUCAACAGGUUUCAUUCAUUCUUGCUGUACCUCGGGCAGCCCUCUCACUCGGUGCGAGACAUGAAGGUGACGCAGUUCUGCAGGAUCAUGAGCGAGUUUGCUCUGGAGUAUCGCACCACGCGGGAGAGGGCCCUGCAGCAGAGGCAGAAGAGGGCUGCGUACCGGGAGAGGAACAAGACCCGAGGCAAGAUGAUCACAGAGACGGAGAAGUUCUCCGGUGCUGCUGACCCCUCGGAGAGCAGCCCGUCUCCCGUGUCCCAGCAGCAGCAGGGCCAGGCAGACGAGGAGCACGAGAACAUGAAGAACCUGCUGAUCCCGAGCGGGGAGCCCAGCGGCACACGCCGGAGCAGAGGCUACUGCAGUUUAGGUAGAACUAGUCCAUCCGAUUCGACAGUGUCAAAGGAGGACAGUUCGGGUUCACAGGACGAUGCUACUGAUGAAAUCAUGGAUCGUUUGGUUAAGUCUGUUACGCAAAACCCUAACCAGAGACCGUCGACCCCGAAAGAGAGGAAGAGGUCCCGGGCAAACAGGAAGUCGUUGCGGAGGACCCUGAAGAGCGGACUGACCCCUGAGGUGGUUCAGGCUCUAGGGCUGACCAGCGAGGUGUAACUGAUGUGUGUAGAGGAAGGUGGGGGGGGGGUUGCAUGGAAUGACUUUGCAUUGACGUGGAGGAGUUUACGGAGCGUCAUUAAUCACUAAAUAAAAAAGGGACAUGGCUUCAAAGAGAGGUGUAGUACGUUCUGAAAAGCUUCCUGAAGGCUUUGGAAUAUGAAAAGUGCAAGAAUAUGCUUGAUGGAAGAUGCUUGGCCCAACCUUGACAUCAUUGUAAUUUCCUAAGGUGCUAAGCAGUUGGGUUGUGAACAAAAGAGGGGUCAGAAAAGCCUCAAAAUACAGGCUAUUGCAUUGAAGUGUUUGUGGGUGAUGAUAAUCCCAUUCCUGUCAUGUGCUUGCACAAGUCUCAAAUGUGCAGUUUAGAAAGAAACACAUGGUAUCUUCAUUUUAAAACUUGAUGUCCAUUACACUGUUUCAACUCCUGACUGACAUGUUUUGCAACCAGAAGUGUGAGGUAAAGAUACCUCAGAGAUUAAACAACAUCGGUUUUCCUUAAAAGGCAUCCAAACUGAGAACGUCCCUUCACCUAGUGCAGAUAACACGUUCAAAUGAAUACCUUUGCUAUAACAUGUGGUAUUCACAUUUGAGACCUACACAGCAAAUGGAAGUUCAGGAUGGGUAAGAUCACUGUAACUAAUGUCAGGGACGGAAAUAAGACUCCUGUUGCAUAGCAGUUUGACCAAUGCCUGAUUUUACUAUGAGCUUGUUAACUGUACACUAUGGCUAAUCAAGCUCAUAGCAGCACCUGGAAUGGGUGAAACAGCUAUGCAAAAUGAGUCUUAUUUCAAUGCUUGCAAGUAUUGUGUUAUCUACAACCACUUCAAGCUACCAACAUUAGACAGUGAUGCAGUAUUGUCAUGAUGAUAACGCAAACCAAUUACCCAGCUUGUGUUAAAGCCGCUGUCUCUCUUACAUUUGCACAUUUUGUUUUUUAUAAAAUAAAAAAACAAUUUUAUAUGGAUAUACAUGUAAUCUGUAAUAUGAAUUGAUAGCUGGGUGCAGCCCCAAACUAUAGCAUACUCCAUACUGCUGAUUUGUAUAUAGAUAUACUGUAGUUCUCAGGAACCUGGUGUAAAGACUGUGCUUUAUAAUAACCAGUUUCAUAACAGUUGUGAUUGUGCAGUCUUGCACACACAUGAAAUGAAUGCAUUCUUCCUGGAUAGCAGAGAGAUAGUGUUACUUCUGAAAGGAGCUUGCAGGGAUAUAGUGAACAGCACCCAGUACAGUGGUGUUUCUGUUACAGGGCUCUUCUGAUGGCAUGGACUGUGUUAGUGUAUGGGUGGUACACAUAUCGUGAAGCAAUAUGUUCAUCCAUAAUGUGGAUACAAGCAUUUGCACUGGGAGUCUAAUACUAUUAGUCGCUGCAGUAUUAACUCAUAUGUACCUGCAUUGACAGCAUCAUGCAUUGUGUUGUCUCCCGCUGCACUCUUUAGCAUAAACUUAAACACAUGUGUUCUGAAACCGAUCAAGGAUUGCAAAUGGAUUGAUUGUGUGUGUUUACACUACGGAUCUAUGACUUUGUUUUCAUGUUUGUUAAAUAAACAGAACUCUGUAGGUGGUGCAUAGUUUUAUGAGCACAUUUGGUAAAAGAUUCUGAUUAUUAUAUUUUUUAUUUUUUGACUGUGCUUUUUGAAUGUUUUUGUUUUUUAAAUGUUAACCAAGCGUUUAUAAAUAUGUAAAAGUCUGAUAUAUGUUGGGUUUUUUGUUAUUAAAAUCUGGAGUGUACAUUUCAA